GUGCGCGACUCCGCUAGAAGCAUGCGGGAUGGUUGUUUGUACUGAAAUCAACGUGCGAAAUGUGUAAAAAGUGAUUUAUUGUUUGUGUAGCUGAUAAAAUAUUUAGGACUAGGUGUUUUUUAGGCGAAAUGGCGAAUAAGAAUCUGCAGUUUAAAACAAAUUAUGCUGUUUCCAGCAAGAUAGAACCAUUUUACAAAGGAGGGAAGGUGCAGAUAAGCAGCGAUGAAAAAUACAUCUUUUGCACAUGUGGAUCUCGUAUCAACGUUUUGGAGAUCAGCACAGGCAAGCUUAUCCACUGUGUGGAGCAUGACGAUCAAGAGGAUAUCACAUCCUUUGCGCUUAGCUACGAUGACGAGAUGCUUGUAACAGCCAGCAGGGCUUUGCUGCUGAAGCAGUGGGACUGGAGGCAAGCUAAAUGCAUUCGCUCCUGGAAGGCCAUCCACACUGUUCCUGUGGCCAGCAUGACCUUUGACUCCACCUCCACUCUUCUGGCUACAGGUGGAUGCGAUGGGACGAUAAAACUUUGGGACGUGGUGAAGCAGUACUGCACUCACAACCUUAAAGGCUCAUCUGGAGUAGUUCACCUGGUCCAGUUCCACCCAGAUAUCGAGCGACUGCAGCUCUUCUCUUCCUCUCUCGACUGCGGUAUUCGGAUGUGGGACCUGCGCUCCAGCCAGUGUGUGUGCGUCCUGCAGAGCCACUACAGCGCCGUCACGUCCCUCAGCUUCAGCAGAGACGGUGACACCAUGGUCAGUUCUGGUAGAGACAAAAUCUGUACAGUGUGGGAUCUAAAAACUCAGCAGGCAAAGAGAACUGUUCCAGUUUAUGAGGCUGUGGAGGGAGUCGUGCUUCUGCCUGAGGAUACAGAUUUAUCUCAGAUUGGAGUGAAAACCAAGGACUUGUAUUUCAUCACAGCCGGCAGCAAAGGUGUGCUGAGAGUGUGGCAGGCCAGCACUGCUCGCUGUGUUUACACCCAGACCCCUCCGUCUACCUCCACUUCUGCUUCUGAGGAAGAUGAGGAGAACAAUCCUCGCAGUCUGAUGUACUUUUUCCACCUGCCCACCUCCUCCAGGCUGGCCACGGUCACUGCAGAACACAACAUACUCUUCUACCAGCUGCCUGAACUCACCACACUGCAGCAAUUUGUGGGUUACAAUGACGAGGUGUUGGACGUGAAGUUCCUGGGUAAAGGUGACAGUCACAUCGUGGUGGCCACCAACAGCUGCCAGCUGAAAGUGUUUGAGCUUCUCACCAACAGCUGCCAGAUCCUCUACGGACACACAGAUACUGUCCUCACACUGGACGUGUUCAAAAAAGGCUCUCUGUUUGUGAGCUGUUCAAAGGACCGGUCAGUGCGUGUGUGGCAGAUGGACAGUGACAGUGGUCAGGUGCGAUGUGUAGCUCAGGGCACCAGUCACACCAAUGCUGUGGGCUCCAUCAGCUGCUCCAGGCUGAAAGCAGCUUUCAUUGUGACUGGCAGUCAGGACUGCACCUUGAAGGUAUGGGAUUUACCUGAAGAACUUUCUGCAGCAGGGACAGAAGUCCAUCAGCUGAGACCUCGCACCACGGAGAAGGCUCAUGAUAAGGACAUUAACAGUGUCUCAGUGUCUCCUAAUGACAAGCUGCUGGUCUCAGGGUCCCAGGACCGCACAGCCAAGCUGUGGUCUCUGUCGGGGGAUGGRAMCGUGAGUCUCCUGGGGGUGUUUCGKGGCCACCGUCGUGGGAUUUGGACCGUCUGCUUCUCUCCCAUUGAUCAGAUCGUGGCCACAUCUUCUGCAGAYGGGACAAUGAAGCUGUGGAGCCUGCAGGACUUCAGCUGUCUGAAGACGUUCGAGGGCCACGAUGCAUCAGUUCUUAAAGUCAUCUUUGUUAGCCGCGGCACACAGCUGCUGACCAGCGGUUCAGACGGUUUAGUGAAGCUGUGGACCAUAAAGACCAACGAGUGCGUGAAGACGCUGGACGCCCACCAGGACAAAGUGUGGGGGCUCCACGCCAGCCGCAAAGACGACAAGAUGGUGACGGGCUCUGCAGACUCCAACAUCACCGUGUGGCAGGACGUGACGGAGGUGGAGCUGGCGGAGGAGCAGGCCAAGCAGGAGGAUCAGAUACUCAAGCAGCAGGAGUUGUCCAACCUGCUCCACGAGAAGAAAUAUCUGAAGGCCCUGGGUCUCGCCAUCUCUCUGGACCAGCCUCACACGGUGCUCUCUGUCAUCAGAGCGAUUCGCCAGAGUGAGAAAAGCCAYGAGCUGCUGGAGAAGACGGUGCUGAAACUGCGAGUCGAUCAGAAAGAGUCGCUCCUUCGUUACUGUGUGGUGUGGAACACCAAYGCCAGGAACUGUCAGGACGCCCAGGCCGUCCUCCAGGUGCUCCUCACUCACCUGCCCCCCGAGGAGCUGCUGCAGUUCCAGGGAGCCCGAACCCACCUGGAGGGUCUCAUCCCAUACACAGAGAGACACAUGGAAAGGAUUGGCCGUCUGCUGCAGGCCACCAUGUUCCUCAACUACAUGUGGCAGAAUAUGAGAGUAGCUGGAGCUUCCAGUGUGACCCAAGGUGAAGAAAUGGACAUGACUCCUCUCACACAGACCCAGUCUUUGUUUUUCGUUGAUAAAGAGAAAACAGGAAAGGAAAGCGGUGAUGAGAGACAAGGCGAUGACAGCGACAGCGGGCAAGACGAAGAUCCAGACUUUAAAGAAAUCAUUGAAGUCAGUGUCACAAAGAAAGCCUCUGAAAACAGUAAAGCCUACAGAAACCAGCCUGGAAGUGAGGAAAGCUCAGAGGACGACACAGAAGACGAGGAGGAGGAGGAUCAAACUCUGCAAGUAAAGAAAAAUCUCCCCGUUUUUUCUCCCCCACAGCGUCGCACUCUGAGCUGAUGGGAUCUCAAACAGGCUUUCACCUGCAGACUGUCAGAGCAGCAGGAGACCAGGAAGUAAGGUGAAAGCAGGUUUUACCGUAAAGACUGAAGACUUUCCGAGUCGUGGCCUUUUAUCUGUAAAUCACGUUUUCCGUACAGAUUUUAAACAGAAACUGGAGAUACUUAAUCAUUCAGSUAUUUUUUCCCCAAGAAAAUAAAGAGGCUAAAAGAGGAAGAACUGAAAUGUAAAGAUGUGGACUCUGAUUUUUCAUCCUACAAGUUUCAGUUUUCAAGUGUUGCAUCACUUUGAUCUACGAUUUAACCCAGUUUCCUCAUGUAACCUACAUACAAAUGUUUUGAUACCAUUUAUGAAUAAAGAAAAAACUUCUAUACAGUG
Molecule: messenger RNA, 3251 nt
Organism: Austrofundulus limnaeus
Lineage: Eukaryota; Metazoa; Chordata; Actinopteri; Cyprinodontiformes; Rivulidae
Gene: tbl3
Product: transducin beta like 3
Exons: 23
Coding region: 129-2873 (914 amino acids)
Biological process (GO): endonucleolytic cleavage in 5'-ETS of tricistronic rRNA transcript (SSU-rRNA, 5.8S rRNA, LSU-rRNA); endonucleolytic cleavage to generate mature 5'-end of SSU-rRNA from (SSU-rRNA, 5.8S rRNA, LSU-rRNA)
Cellular component (GO): 90S preribosome; nucleolus; small-subunit processome
Molecular function (GO): U3 snoRNA binding; protein binding
Source: RefSeq, a predicted model, not a curated record